This is a messenger RNA of Exophiala aquamarina CBS 119918, 1389 nucleotides long. RefSeq lists its product as uncharacterized. The record is from RefSeq and is a predicted model, not a curated record. NCBI's taxonomy places the organism in Eukaryota, Fungi, Ascomycota, Eurotiomycetes, Chaetothyriales, Herpotrichiellaceae. The coding region runs from base 1 to 1389 and encodes 462 amino acids. The transcript has a single exon.
AUGGCUUCAUCAGCUGUACCAUGUUCAGGCACUAUCACCAUCUCCAGCAGCUCUCAGGCAACAGGAGUUACCCAGUGUGAAAGUUAUGACGGUGAUAUUCGUCUUGGGUCUGCGGUCAAUGGCUCUGUGUCUCUCAAUGGCAUUGUGACAAUCACUGGAGAUCUUAGCGUUGCCUAUGGCUCAGACAUAGGCAGCCUGAGCGCCUCUGAUCUCGUUACGAUAGGUGACACAUUAAGUAUCAGCAAUAACGAUCUCUUGACCAGCCUCAAUUUCCCAGCUCUCGAGAACGUCGAUACAAUCGACAUUAAUGGCGCACCAAACUUGACAGAAUUCAAGUCUACAAUCGGGAUUUCGAACGUCAGCUCAAUUCAAAUCAUUGAGACGGGCUUAAUGGACAUCGAUUGGGUAAAGUCCGUGAACAUUUCCAGACUUGAGGUCGAACAGAACCCUGUGUUAAGCGACAUUUUCCUACCAGUUGUCAAUGGCUUGGGCUCUUUCACUUUUGCUCGGAAUGGACCCGCAAUGAAAUUAUCCCUCGCCAGCCUAAGAUCAGCCUACAACCUUACCUUCUCCCACGUCCAGACGAUUGAUCUGCUUUCUCUUGAGUCAGUCACUCAUUCCCUCGGUUUCAUCGCGAACGAUCUCAAGACAUUGUCCAUUGAGAGGUUGUCUAAACUCGACGACCUCAUGGUAUGGAACAAUACGGCCCUAUCGCAGCUUGAUCUUCCAAGUCUCACCAACGUUUCCGGAGAUAUUGUCACAAAUGGAAAUUCCGCCAUGGAAUCACUUUCGCUGCCAAAUCUAGCACGAGUCCGUGGCGACAUUGCCUUGAACGGAAGCUUUACAAAUAUCUCUAUGCCGGCACUCGUUGAUGUCCAAGGCAAUGUCAUCAUUAGGAGCUCUGCUAGCUUAGACUGCUCGUCGUUAGUGCACUACGACCAGAGCGAUGUGUUCAAAGCCCAGUACAAUUGUACUGCGUCCGAAUUGGCUGUUGCGCCACCUCCAGCUCCCGAGCCAGGUUCAGAGACAAAUCGUGGAGGUGGACUUUCUAAAGGGACUAUAGCUGGAAUUGCAGUUGGUGUGGUGCUUGGUCUCCUCGCGCUUGCGUUGAUUGUCUGGUGUGUCUGGAGAAAACGUGGAAGUGAUCGCUCCACAAAGGGUCAAAGCAAUGAUACGAGACCUAAUGCUCCUUCCGAUAGCAAUUUCGCAAAUGGUCCAUACGAAGCCGAUUCUCAGGCGGUCCAUCCUGCCGAGCUGCCCGCUCGAUAUAACAAUCAAACAAGUGUCACCCACGAGAAAUCUGGCUCCACUCACCUGGGCAGAGCGGAAUUAUAUUCCGAGUAUCCAGAACUACAUGGACAUCAGCGACCAUUUGCCCACAGCACAUAG